GUGUAGCGGCUGAUCUUGUCAAAGAAAUAUUGAGUAAGGCAAUUUCUCUUGCAGCUGAAGAGAUCGGCCUUGUGUGGGGCUUCAAGGGAGAUCUGGCUAAGCUCAAAGACUCAGUUGAAAUGAUUCAAGCCUUUUUAGCUGAUGCCGAGACACGAGGAGUUGGCGAGAAGUCCGUCAAGCUAUGGCUGGAGAAGCUUAAGGAUGAAACUUAUCGAGCCGAUGAUGUCUUGGAUGAGUUCGCUUACGAAAUCGCCCGGCGAAAGGUGGAGAUUCGAGAUCAAAUGAGGAGAAAGGUGCGCUUUUUCUUUUCAAGUUCUAACCCAGUCUUGUUUCGCUCCCGAAUGGCUCAUAAAAUCAAGAAAAUCAACACAUCCUUGGUUAAGAUCAACGAAGAAGCAAAGGUUUUGGGACUUCGACUGAGUUUACUAGCAGCUCCUUCUCAAGUCACUGUAGAUCACCAAGGGGCCGAUUCCCUUCUUCACCAAGGGGUUUCACAGGUGGCUAACCCCCAACUCUUUAUUGGCCGAGAGACCAACUCACUUCUUCACCAAUCUGAAGUUGUUGUAGCAAGGGAUGGUGAUGCAUCAAAUAUAGUUCAAAUGUUAACCAGCCCAAAAAAUCAGGAUGUUGUCUCUGUGAUUCCCAUUGUGGGAAUGGGAGGCCUUGGAAAAACAACUUUGGCUAAGUUAAUCCAUAAUGGCGAUGAGAUAACGAGACACUUCGAUUCAAGAAUUUGGGUAUGUGUAUCUGAGAAUUUUCGAUUCAAGAAUUUGGGUAUUUUGAUAUAG
Messenger RNA from Ilex paraguariensis (yerba mate), 788 nucleotides. NCBI's taxonomy places the organism in Eukaryota, Viridiplantae, Streptophyta, Magnoliopsida, Aquifoliales, Aquifoliaceae. The record is from the annotation of a GenBank genome assembly.